AUGGCGAGUAUAACGAGUGGUACCAUUCAAACAGGCAGUAUUUCAUUACCAGUAGGAAGCACAUGGUAUAUUUGCUCCGCCCAACCAACAACUAUGAUAAGUUAUGUUACCACAUACUCAAAUGUUUCAGUCACUCCCACGCCGGGCUUUGGCAAUGUUGCGCUAUUCAGCAAAACAAGCCCCACAAUUUCUGCAACUUCAGUAGGCCUUCUCAGUGCUGCCAUGACUCAGACCGAUCUUAACAAGUAUUUGAGAAACGACGCUAAUUUGUACUUUCCUACCUAUUCCUGCUUUGUCGAUCGUGUACAGGUCUGUGCUAAAGGCAGCAAUUUGGGUCCACUUCCUAUAAGCGCUAUCUAUUGCGUUCUCGUAAUAAAUCCGAAUUCGGUCAUAUCCUUCGCCAAUGUCAUUGUCUCGUUUGACAACCAACCUAGUACACCACCACCAAUAGCAAAUUCGACGUCGGCCGCAGCGCAACCGACACCACCGACACCGACGACAACAACCAGCACAUCAACUUCCGGCACACCAACUCCAACCAAUGCUAUUACCACCGUGGUCACGGUUAAUGGAGGCAUGAAGGUUAAAUGGGACUUUAUGAGCAUCUUUAUCUUUGGGCUUAGUUCGAUCAUUUGGUAUUUGGGGGGGUUGUUUUAG
Paraglomus brasilianum is the source of this 657-nucleotide messenger RNA. The record is from the annotation of a GenBank genome assembly. NCBI's taxonomy places the organism in Eukaryota, Fungi, Glomeromycota, Glomeromycetes, Paraglomerales, Paraglomeraceae.